Messenger RNA from Funneliformis geosporum, 726 nucleotides. The record is from the annotation of a GenBank genome assembly. Lineage: Eukaryota; Fungi; Glomeromycota; Glomeromycetes; Glomerales; Glomeraceae.
AUGAACAGCAACCAAAUUACAAUUUUAAAAAGCGGUAGUAUUUAUUUUUUUUACCGUCCUAAAUCAAAAAGUAAAGAAGAAGUACAAAGAUUCUUCGUAGUUUUGUCUAGUCAAGCCAAAAAAUACCACGUAUUAGUAAUUGGUAAAAAACAAUUGCCGGUUGAAACUAAGGAUAAGUAUUUUCUUUUUGUGAAAGCAGUUAAAAAUUCUAAGGCGGAGUUAUUAGAAACUUUAAAAGAAGAAAAACAUCGAGUAGGAAAGGGCGAAACUAUUGAUCCAGUUGCUCAUUGUUUAGCCGAAGGAAAGUUUAUCAUUGCCAAGCACGGAAAUCAUGCCCACUUUAUUUAUCAAAUAACUAAACCCCCCCAACUAAAAGAAGUUCAGCAAGAAUUCAAUUUGCGAAAAGAAGACGAUUAUUUGAUUAAUGUUAAAAAUCCUCAUACUGAAACUCCAGCAGGAGUAGGACUAGGCGAAAAGCAAAAGGCUAAUUAUCCCCAAAAUUUACAAGAAAAAUUUGCUAGUUAUCGUUUUAUUCCAUUUGAUCCAGUAGACUUUUUAGAUUAUCCCGGAACAGAACUAUUAUUAAUUAACAAAAGCAAAAAAAACUUAACCGAAAGAGAAGAACAAUUAAAAAAAUGCCUAAUAGAGAUAAAAACUAUUGACUUAGUUGAGGAAUUUGCGAAAAUUACUACUCCCGAAGCUAUUUCUCCUUUAAAAGAAAAUUAA